Messenger RNA from Funneliformis mosseae, 2400 nucleotides. Lineage: Eukaryota; Fungi; Glomeromycota; Glomeromycetes; Glomerales; Glomeraceae. The record is from the annotation of a GenBank genome assembly.
AUGAAUCCUUUCAAAAUAUACGCUCGCUCUGUAAACCGGUUAUCUCCAAUAUCGCGUCAGUUUAUUCGUCAAAUGUCUUCUGGCAAAACUCAUAUUAGUAUUCCUUAUUAUACUCCCUUGGGUCCGUAUCAUACUCAUAAUGGUGGGCAAACCUACUUAAUUAAACUUUUAGAUAAUAUUGGACUUGAUAAGAUUGAAUCGAUUAAGUUUGAUGGCCCGGUUUAUUCUCUUUUCCCGGAUUCAGCGUUAAAGGAAACCAUUGAGCUCAUCCAUCGUCGUAAUAUUGAAGUUUCAACUGGGGGUUUACUUGAGCAACUUUGUGUCCUAGGUACUGGAAUUAAAGAUUCAUCCUUGUCAACUAAAAUUUAUUUGAAAAAAUGUAAAGAAGUUGGAUUUGAUUACUUGGAAAUUAAUAAUCUUUUUGAUAAUAUUAUCCUUGAACGCUCGUAUCUAAGUCGAAUCGUUAAUAACGCCAACUCGAUUGGAUUGAAGCUUAAAGCAAAGAUUUGUAUUUUCAAAGCAAAUAUGGGAAUUCCAGGAAUUCAAAUCUUUAAGACAGCUAAUAAAGUUGCUCGAUGUUUAAAUUAUUCUGACGAUGAGAGCUCCGACGAUUCUGAUUCUGACAACUACAAUGGCACCGUAGAUGACGUCAUGAAAAAGAUUCAUGAUCAAUACGACUUUCUUACAACUCUAAUUAAAGGUUCCAAUAUCUUAAUCGCAAGCGAUGGCAUUUUCCAAAACAUACCAUUGAUAGGACAUAAAAAAGAACAGUGGUUUGCUAAUAUUUUGGACAGGAUGACAUCCGAUCAGAAAUUUGAGAACGUAACAUACGAAGCUCCUAAUCCGGAAAUUUUUACUUUUCUGUUAGAUCGAUAUAGUUCUAAUAUCAACUUACUUGUUGAUUAUUCGCAUGCUUAUCAUGUGUCUCGUCUGAGGAAAGUUAUACCUUUAAGUUAUUUCAUUGGUAUGGCGGUGGCUUCAAUUUCGGCUCAAUCUUCCGCGGGAUUAGGAGCUGUUAUCAACGCUACUUUUGGUAGUAUCGUUGAAAUCAUCUUGUAUGCGAUUACUUUAGUUGAAGGUAAAGGUAAAGUGGCUGAAGGCAGUAUAAUUGGUAGUUUAAUGGCCGGUGUAUUAUUAAUGCCCGGCGUUAGUAUGAUUAGUAGUGGAUUUAAACGUAAAGAACAGAAGUUCAACGCAAAAUCUGCUGGAGUUACAUCUACUAUGCUUAUUAUGGCUAUUAUUGGCGCUCUCACUCCAACUUUAUUCUUUCAGACUUACGCUCCAUAUGAGAUGACUUGUGUUCCAUGUAAAGGAUAUACACAAUUAACGGAUGAAUGUCAACUUUGUACCCACGUUCAAGUCGAUCCAACUUCUACUUCAUUAUACAAAGAACGCGUAAAACCGCUAAUGUUGUUUUGUUCCGUUAUCCUAGUAUUAUCAUACGUUAUCGGAUUAUGGUUUACGUUGAGAACACACGCCGCACUAGUAUGGCAAACGGGACAUCAUGCUAAUACAUUUGUAGACAAUUCAAACUCGAGAUCAACUUCAAUUUAUAAGAAAAUAGUUCCAGAAUAUAUUCUUCAACAAUUAUUACCACAUCCAAACCCACACGAUACACCUUCACAACAUCUGCAUCCAUCAAAUUCACAUUCUAAUACAUUGCAUCCAUCAUCGCAUAAUGCAUCUACUACCUCAACUUUACCGCAAAGACCAAACUCGGUUCCUGGUCCAAGUUCACAUCCAAUUGUUCAAAAUAACAUACAUAAUUUAGAUCAUCUAGCGACGUUAACAUCACAAGGUCAUUUCAUCCCCUCUAAUGCUUCGUUAAUUAGAUUUGCUCAUGAACCCGAAGAAGAAGAAGAACCUAGUGGUCAUGAUUCUCCUAAUUGGAGUAAAGUCAAAAGUGGAAUAGUAUUGUUAUCUUGUACCGCAUUAUAUUCUCUUAUAGCAGAAAUCUUGGUGGGGAAUGUUGGAGUUGUAUUGAAUAAUUUUACCGUCACCGAAAAGUUUUUAGGCUUAACUUUAUUUGCUUUAGUACCUAAUGUAACUGAAUUCGUUAAUGCCAUGUCUUUUGCUUUGUAUGGCAAUAUUGCUUUAAGUAUGGAAAUUGGUUCUGCUUACGCUUUACAAGUCUGUCUGUUACAAAUUCCUGCCAUGGUUGCCUUUUCUGCUUGGUAUAAUUCUGAUAGAUCUGACGAAGAGGAUAUUUCAAAUAAGACUUUUACAUUAGUAUUUCCUCGAUGGGAUGUAUUCUCGGUGGUAUUUUCGGUAUUUUUGUUAACUUAUACUUAUAUUGAAGGGAAAUCUAAUUAUUUUAAAGGAUCAAUUUUGAUCCUUUCGUAUUCAGUUUUGAUGGCCGGUUUUUUUUAUGCUCCUGAUAAUGGUGAUAAGAAUUACUAA